GUGAAUUCCACCAUGCAUGUGUAUGAACUUUUUAACUGUAAUAAAAUUAAAUUCCUGCUAACCAGUUGCCGCCAUUAGCAAGUAUGUACAUACUCUGUGCAGGAAAUCAUGCACAAGCACUCAACAUAUUCUAAUUACUUCUGAAUUGUUUAAAUGCCAUUUAAGUGCACUUAAAAUCUGUGAAAUUCGCCAAAAAGCUUUAGUUGAAAUCGAUCAACGUGAAUCCAAUUGAAUCGGGUAAACUGCAAAUGCGCAUGCGCGACCUCACAGCCUGAACAACCACUUGCCGGCGCACUGUAAUAAAGCCGCAUUCGCUACUCAAGUACCACUUAAGACCACUCUACGCGUAAAUGGAACAAAACGUACGAAAAUAGCGCGCGCGUUUCUAAGGACGAAAGACCAGCAGCAGCCGCAUUGCUAAAUUCGAGGAGCCAGGGGGUUAAAGCAACAAAAUAAAAGGACCAUGAGCUGCAGAAAAAAUUUGCAAACGCACAGCGCGCAACACGUUUAAUUUUAUUCAAAUAUUCCUGUUUCUUCGAUCUGUACCGGUUUUUGAUGCGCGCAAAUUUUAAUGCCUUCGCAUAAAGCCAAACAGAGCAUAAGAAACAGCACAUUCUCAGAUUUUUCGCAUACCAACGCAUGCGCCGACAGACUGACUGCUGCCUUGCGAAACGCGAGGAAGUCAAUCAUCUGUAAACCUGAUCUCCAUUGCCUUAAUAUUUGGCUCAGCGCUUAUUCAAUUCAGAAUUCGUUUUCAUAGCGCAGCUGGAAUUCCGGCUGGCUGAGUUGGCUGGCCGUGCUGCCAGCAUUGUGAAUAACAGCGAGCUAACACAAAAGAUUUGCAAAUUACCACAAGCACGCGUUAAUUGACCUCGCUUUUCCUCAUCAUGCUGAAGUGGGCAGUCAAUGCGCCACGGCUCUCGUAUUUAGAACCAGCCGACUCUAAAGUGAACACUGUCGACUUGCAGUUCAAAGCGGUGGACGCAGUUUCUACAGAUAGACUAAGUGAACCCCAGGAAACCCCUUCCAAUGAAAAACGCACACCCUCUGCUUUACGGCAAAGAUUAAAACGUAAAUCUUCAGAUUUCUACCUUUCGCGUCGCUUGCAGAGCUGGCUGGAGAAGGAAAAUCAGGUUGAAGACCUAAAUCAAAUAACAUCCACUCCGCUUCACUCUACCACCAAGGUUCAUGAAAGUAGCCGUCAAUUACGUCGACUAAAUAGCCUCAAAGACUUAAGCAAUAUCAUUCCAUAUGAAACCGUCAGCCCCAACACUUCACCAAAACCAAUUUCCUUCCAGCUCAACACACCGAAUCGUAGCUUGGUGAGCAGUAGAAAAGCACACAACAAUCCCUCCAACUACGCUACCACGCUACCCACCCUCGAAGUAGAAUACUCGCCAUGUGGCCCGGUACCCGGCCCCAUACUCGCGUUACGCGGCUUGGGGAUUGCGGACACAUAUUUCGACAAGCCGCGGUAUCUGCCAACAGAGGAGCAUUCGUACAAUCAUACACUAAUACGUUCCCAAAACGCAGUCAGUACCGAAAAUUCCACCUUUCAAAGCCAGCGCAAUACGCGCCGAUCGUUGAAUGGCGUACGAGACGACACCGCUUCUCUGAGUUCCUCCAGGAUGGGUGAUCAAACGUUGGAACGUAUGAUAGACGCUAUUCUGGAGAGCACACGAAAGGAAAAGAAGCCUAUUAAGUUUGCGAAACAAUUCCAUCAUCAUCAACGCGCCGUUAUGUCGCCCACGUAUAGAUCUGCGGAAGAUCCCGCUAAUGAUUUGAGCGAGUUUUGGAGUGAGGAACCAAAUCAAGCGCCAAUACGUAAAAGGAGGCGUUCGUUGCCUGUUAAAAUGGCGGCUACGCCACAACUUUUUAAUGAGCGAGAGGUACGUUCACCCAUCGCAGGGGGUCACCGCUCGAAACGACAACAAAACAGCAGUCUUUUCCACUUGCGUCGGCAACGUGCGGUGCGUCGGAAAAGAAAAACAUCGAAGUCAGGCGGAAAAAGUACGAAAACAAAUCGACAUAAAAACAACGAAGUAGCAGAAGCCCUAGUUUCUCCGGAACUCCCAGAGCCCAACUCCAAAACGAUAGAAAAUGCGAGUCCUGACAGUGGACACAACUCUUGCAGCGAGCUGGAUGAGAACACCACGAUACUUGAAGGUGAGUGCUUGCCGAUCGUAGAAGCACAAGAACACACUGACUUAAGAGCAUUGGAUGCUACGAAGCGACGUCUCAGCUUUUCAAACAGAAUUUUAACAACCAGCCAAUAGGGGGCAGACGGCGAGAUCGCUGGUGCCUAAUUUGAUGUGGUCACACACAAACGCUUACUUAAUUUAAUGUUUAUAAUGUUAAUGAUGUUAAUUCUGUUGAAUGUUCUGUUUUCUACACAAGAUUACAGUUAUUUUUUGCAUUUUAAAACUAAAUAAAAUAGUAAAACUUAUAAUUUUUCACACA
Rhagoletis pomonella (apple maggot) is the source of this 2460-nucleotide messenger RNA. RefSeq lists its product as uncharacterized. The transcript has 2 exons. The record is from RefSeq and is a predicted model, not a curated record. NCBI's taxonomy places the organism in Eukaryota, Metazoa, Arthropoda, Insecta, Diptera, Tephritidae. The coding region runs from base 888 to 2276 and encodes 462 amino acids.